Messenger RNA from Pungitius pungitius (ninespine stickleback), 2438 nucleotides. It is a transcript of the gene prdm13, whose product is annotated as PR domain containing 13. The record is from RefSeq and is a predicted model, not a curated record. Lineage: Eukaryota; Metazoa; Chordata; Actinopteri; Perciformes; Gasterosteidae. The coding region runs from base 90 to 2000 and encodes 636 amino acids. Gene Ontology annotation, cellular component: nucleus. Gene Ontology annotation, molecular function: DNA-binding transcription factor activity, RNA polymerase II-specific; RNA polymerase II transcription regulatory region sequence-specific DNA binding; protein binding. Gene Ontology annotation, biological process: embryo development; regulation of transcription by RNA polymerase II. The transcript is spliced from 4 exons.
UCGGCCGGUCCUCAUCAUCUCUACCUCCUCCUCCUCCUCUUUUUCUUCCUCCUCCCUUGCACUCUCCCAUUCGGUCUCCAUCAGUCUUCAUGGUUCUGAUCUCACCCCACACCAUGCAAGCCACCCGGGCGUCCACCACCGUCAGUGUGUUAGCGGACUGCAGCGUCCCGGCCGGGCUGCGGAUAGGACCGGUACCGGGCGUCUUCAAACUCGGGAAGUACGUGUCGGACCGCAAGGAAGUUGGACCCAAGAAGAAGAUCCGCUUGGUGCGGGGGGACUUCGUGGAUGAGUCGGGCUGUCCCGUGCCGGACUGGAUCGGAUUGAUCCGCGCGGCCAGGAGCAGCCAAGAGCAAAACUUGGAGGCAGUGUCGGACUUACCUGGAGGACAGAUUUUCUACCGCGUGCUGAGAGAAAUACCCGCAGGAGAGGAGCUCUGUGUUUGGUACUCCAACGCUCUGGCCCAGUGGUACGACAUCCCUACGACGGCCACUCCCACGCACGACGAGAAAGGUGAGGAGCGCUACAUCUGCUGGUACUGCUGGAGAAUAUUCAAGUACCCGAACACGCUCAAAGCUCACGUCCACUUCCACUGUGCCCUGAGUAACGGGCGAGGGUUUGUGACCAGCGAGCAGGCCAGAGGCACAGAGACCUUCAGCAGGUCGCCGAAAUCCGGAGACAUCCCCAACACCUCCACCUCUCCGAGAACCGGCCACAGCAACACGUCAAUCUCAGAAUCGGGCAGGCGGGCGGUAUCCUCCUCGCCAUUCCCGCACAAGGCGGGGCAGUCGAAGAAAAGCAAUGCCGAGGAUCAGGACAGGGCCCUCGACAUGAGCGUCACCUCAGCCCGAAACCAAGGACACAUCCUCGGCUUCGGCCCCACAUCGUCAGUGCUGAGCAGCAUGGGCUUCCACCCGGGCGUGCGCUCGGCCUUCAAACCCACCGGCGUCGCCAAGGUCCCGGGCGCGGAGGCCACCAGAGAGGACGCAAACGGGAAGCUGGGCGGCCUGGCAAUCAGCAAGCUCACCGGGAACCUGAAGCCUAUGCGCAACGCGGGCGAGGCUCUAAACGGAGGAGGGAGCCACCCUCCCAAGUGCGCACCCGCAAUCGUGGACUCCUCGUCUCCAAUGGUGCCGUGCACGAACACAAUUCGGGGGUUCCCGUUGCUGCCUCACAUGGAGGAGACCUCGGCUUUCAAGCACGUGGACAGUCGGAUGCACUCCGGCCUGUCCCAGUCCCGCUACCCCCAGAUGCCCCCCGGACUCCACUUUGAGCGCUUUUCCCUGCCUCACUUCGACGGUGUCAAGGCGUAUGGCGGAGACUGUAACAUCCCACUCAUGCCCCUCACAGUCUACAACGGGGAGCUUCUGUACAGCUCGCCGUACUACCCGCUCAAGUUCCACUUCAGCAACCUCCUCAAGUACCCGGAGUCCAUGUCCUACUUUGGCGCACCCUCGCUGAACCACGACCUGGGCUCGAUCACCAACAUCGACCGGGAGAUCGCAAUGCACACGCAGCAGUUAUCCGAGAUCACCGCGGAGAAGAACCGGACGAGGAUGGACUCGAUGCCCGCCGGGAGCACCAGCAACGCCGGCUCUGCCAAACCGAAAAAGGGACACCUGUGCCUGUACUGUGGUAAGCUGUACUCGAGGAAGUACGGCCUUAAAAUCCACAUGAGGACUCACACCGGCUACAAGCCGCUCAAGUGUAAAGUGUGCUUCCGGCCGUUCGGCGACCCCAGCAACCUGAACAAACACAUCCGCCUCCACGCGGAGGGGAACACGCCGUACAGGUGCGACUUUUGCGGGAAGGUGCUGGUGCGGAGGCGGGACCUGGAGAGGCACGUCAAGUCCAGGCACCCGGGGCAGACCGUUAAGAAACUGGACGAGAAAGCGAGCGGCCUGUUCGAGGACGCGGAGCCAAAAAGCGACAAUGACAGUGACGUGGACGUGUGUUUCACCGACGACCAGAGCGACCAAGAGUCGAGCAAAAACACUGACUGAGAUGCGUCCGUGGCCAGCGAGGCCGCUCAAUGACUUUUAAAUUAUGUAAACGAGGAGUCGUGAUUAUCCGUGUUUGUACAUUUGAGACUGGACCCCUUCGAACGAUGACACAAAAAUGUCUAAAUUGAAUUAUUACUCUUUCACAUGUUUGUUUUUAACAAAAAUAAGCAAAAUAAUGUCUGCUAGUGGUGCUGCGGACAAUUUCGUUAAAUGCAAAAAGAAAUAUCUCAAUUAUUAUCUCUCUUCAUAUGCUGCCUAUCGAAAUCCUAACAGUUCCACAAAACCACCAAAACAGCUGCACACAAAACGAAAACAAUGAUCCAACAUCACAAGCAUGUCUUUUGAGAGAAGUAUUCAAGUGACAAAAUCACCUCAGAUGUAUAUUUAUGGCGGUGUAAAAAGGGUAGCAGUUGUCUCCUAUAAUGCCCCCCCCCCCCC